CUAGGUUUUUUUUGUCCAAAAGCCCAAGCACUAUCACUGGUCUUACACCUCCCACCGUUGAAAUUUAUGUCUCUCUUCCCUUUUCCCCUAUCAAUUUGCCAAGAAUUUUUGCUGAUUUUGGUUGAGCCAUAACUGAAAGGUUUUGGCAAUGGCUACAUCUGCUUGGGACAUAACUGCAACAUAAUUUAAUUAGUAUCUCCAUGAAGAAUAUGUUAUCUUGAAAAGAAAUUUCUCAGCUAUACAAUGUCAAUUGUUGUGACCAGUAUCUGCGCACAACUUUCUUCUCUUUCGCAUUACAUAGUAUCCAAUCCCUUCUAAAGCAAGUAGUAGUAUCACUCCAUCAACCAGUCCUACCACAAUUGGAAUCCAUUUCUUCCACAAGUACUAUGACCCGCCACUAUUGCUCGAGGUCGAUAGGUUUACUUCUAGAGGGACUGAACUCUACAAACAUCCAAAUAUGACCAAACUCGUCCACUUGAUUUGCCUUUAAAUUACUCUAAGAGAGGAAACGCAUCUUGGCUUAUUAAUGGCCUCAUACAUUUAAUCUUCCAUUCUAUUCAUUUAAACCGUUCUUUGGUUUAGAAACAAGUUAUGCCUAGAUUAGUAAACUAGGGAGUAGUAAUCCGAGGAUUGCAUAAUACUGGGAUUAUGAUGUUUAAUUUGAUAUUUACAUAUUAGUAUACAAUGUUUAAUUUAAGAGAUGUGGAGCGUUCCUCAGUGCACUCUGCACCAUAGAAACAGUUUGCAGAAGUGCUUUGGAUCUCUAUCAAAAUGCAUAUUAUCACCCUGAAAGUUCUUCCGAUUUUUUUUAUAUACCAUCAAAGAAACAAGUGUUAGCCCAGUGGAAUAGUACAUGACACAACUUCAACUUACCGAGAAUAUGAUCUUAGAUAGGAGGUUACGGAGGGUAGAGGGUUAGAUAGUGCUCAACAUGGGAACUCAGCUUCAACCAAGAGUAAUAGGCAUUCCCAGAAAUCAAGGUCCGUUCGAUGCAAAAGUAUACUCUACAAAUAGAGCACGACUGAGGACUUCCUCCAUGAACAGAUUCAUGUGCUCCUUAAAUCAGUCGGCAUGGGUCUCGGCUAAAGCAGAGCAAACAGAAAGUAGGACUUUAGUCAAAAUGUGUGGAAUUACAUCAGCUAGAGAUGCUGCUCUUGCAGCAGAAGCUGGAGCCAAUUUUAUCGGUAUGAUCAUAUGGCCUAACUCAAAACGUUCCGUUUCACUUUCUACUGCUAAGGAAAUCUCGAAUGUUGCACGGGAAUAUGGAGCUCAGCCAGUUGGAGUGUUUGUAGAUGAUAAUGCUGACACAAUACUAAGAGCCUCUGAUGCUGCAGACCUUGAAUUGGUGCAGCUUCAUGGAAAUGGUUCUCGAGCUGCUUUUCCAGUUUUAGUCAGGGAGAAAUGUUUAGUAUAUGUUCUUCAUGCAAAUGAAGAGGGAGGCCUUUUGAACUCUGUUUCAGAUGAGGAGUCUUCUCUGGUUGAUUGGAUUCUAGUGGAUAGUGCCAAAGGUGGAAGUGGCAAAGGGUUCAAUUGGGCUCAGUUUAAGCUGCCAUCAAUUAGAAGCAAACAUGGAUGGCUUUUGGCUGGAGGAAUUAACCCGGAGAAUGUUUGUAAAGCUCUUUCUGCUCUUAAACCAAAUGGAGUGGAUGUCAGUAGUGGCAUAUGUGGACCGGACGGCAUCCAAAAGGAUGAGUCCCGGAUACUAUCAUUCAUGAAUGAAGUUCGGGCACGUGAAGAGGAGGAACACAUAUGGCCUAAUAAGGAGGUGCGAGAGGUUGAUAGUAAUAGGUUUGGGGAUAGGUAGAGGAAGAAUUGAGGAGAGCUGAUUAUGCAUAACAUGAUAAAUUUUCAACUCACCGAGGACAUGACUCUAGAUCCUAGAUAGGAGAGUAUGGAGUUCAAGAAUUAGGAUAGACAGUUAAUAAGUAGGUGACCACUUCUCUUUCAACUGGUAGAAUAGGUUUCUAGUUUGGAGCACCUAUCUAUUCCCUUGCCCAUAUUAUUGUUAUUAUAUUAGCAUUGUCUUGUUCUUCGAUUUUAUUACUAUGGU
Messenger RNA from Solanum dulcamara, 2050 nucleotides. Its product is annotated as N-(5'-phosphoribosyl)anthranilate isomerase 1, chloroplastic-like. Gene Ontology annotation, biological process: L-tryptophan biosynthetic process. Bases 932 to 1804 code for a protein of 290 amino acids. The transcript is spliced from 7 exons. The record is from RefSeq and is a predicted model, not a curated record. Lineage: Eukaryota; Viridiplantae; Streptophyta; Magnoliopsida; Solanales; Solanaceae. Gene Ontology annotation, molecular function: phosphoribosylanthranilate isomerase activity.